Exaiptasia diaphana is the source of this 3577-nucleotide messenger RNA. Its product is annotated as LIM domain kinase 1. Gene Ontology annotation, molecular function: protein serine/threonine kinase activity; protein tyrosine kinase activity; ATP binding. Gene Ontology annotation, cellular component: cytoplasm; nucleus. The record is from RefSeq and is a predicted model, not a curated record. Lineage: Eukaryota; Metazoa; Cnidaria; Anthozoa; Actiniaria; Aiptasiidae. Gene Ontology annotation, biological process: protein phosphorylation; actin cytoskeleton organization. The transcript is spliced from 8 exons. Bases 95 to 2083 code for a protein of 662 amino acids.
GCUCUUCCGGUCAGUGUUGUACAAGUUGUAGUUUAAACAUGAUCUUGGUUKUCGAGAUGAGUAUUUUACCGAGUUUCUGAAUGAGAAAUCACAUAUGGUUGUCUUCAUGGAAGGCCUUGAUUCCGAGAAAGUGUCUUUUGGGCACUCUCAUCAAGUUGGAGUCAGAACACCGACCACAGACGAAAUGCAAGCAAGUGUUUUGCAAAGCUUGCCAUUUCAGAUCGACAAGUCUUUAGUUUAUACCCUUGACGAGUUAGAACUGUCAUUUCUUGCUAAUGGAUUCUUUGGAGAAAUUUUUAAGGCUCGUCACAGGAAAACAGAUCAAACUAUGGUUUUAAAGAAGGAUAGACAUGGUUUUGACGAUGAUUGCUUUCGUGAAAACAGUUUGAUGAACGAAGUUGAGAUUUUGAGUCACAUCAACCAUGCGAAUGUUGUCAGGUUUUUAGGCCUAUGUAUUGAUGAYAGAGAUAAUCGAGUUCAUCUGCUGAUAGAGUACRUUAAUGGCGGAAACCUGGAACAGUUGUUGAUGAACCACGAUGAGGCCCUAGAUUGGGGAACUCGAGUUCAUCUUGCAAAAGACAUCGCGAAUGGCAUGAGCUAUCUCCAUCAAAACCGAAUCAUCCACAGAGAUCUAGCCUCAAAGAAUUGUUUGAUCAAAGAUGUUAAAGGUGCGAAAUAUGGAAUCGUUGCAGAUCUCGGCUUGGCGACACAUGUUCCAGAUAACGACGAGGGCGUGCAACAUGCAGUUGGUUCGCCAUAUAACAUGGCACCUGAGCUUCUUAGAGGAGAAAGAUAUGAUAACAAGGCUGAUGUGUUCUCCUAUGGUAUCAUCAUGUGUGAAAUUAUUGGACGUGUCCAGGCAGAUCCUGAUGAGCUUCCAAGGACAGGGUCUUUUGGUCUUGAUGUGGAAAAGUUCCAAACCAUGGUCAGUGAUUGUCCAAUUGAGUUCCUCCAUACCGCUGUUUGUUGYUGCCAGAUGGAUCCACGAAGCCGUCCAUCAUUUUCAGCCACAGUGAAACAYCUUGAAGCAAUUCUGUUAGCAUUUCCUAGACGACCAGAGCUUUCUUGUGAAAACUUAAUAGUGAAAAACAUAGUCAAUUCACAUGUUGACAAUCCAAUUGAAAAUACUUUGAAUAAUAACAAUAGCAUUUGCUCCACCACAAGUAUUUGCAGCAGCAGUCAUCUAUUGACSCCUACAAGYAAAGACAGCUCACACCGACAUAGAUCUAACAGCGAGAAUAAACGCCGUUUGUCAUGGAUUUCUGGAAGAUAUAAACAUUUUCACUCUGCAACUGAUGAUUUGCUCAAACACACCCCWGCAAAGUUAAUGGGRUUUUUCAAAAACGUUCUGGGUGUAAGAGCCAAAGAUCACUCAUUUAAAUCCAUGAAGAAACRUAGCCAUUCGUCAUCUGUAGUAACAAGAGCUGUUUCACCCCUUCCACMAGAAAAUAYGUCCAUUUUGAACCACAGCGAAACUGAAAAUCUWGUAGCWCCAUUGGAUUCAUCRUCGUUUUUAUCGCAAUCAUGUCCAGGUACACCAGGAACUGUUCUUCGUUCUUUCAGACACAGUMAUGCUGAUGUACGAAGGCAUACAAUUGCYCCAACUGUUUGUACAUCACUAGAAUCUUGUAAAGAUGAAACUGAUUUUCCAACUAUUAUUCACAGUCGAGGUAGCGCAUCACAAAGUGCUCAGUCRGAUUUAACCUCUGUAUCGUCAGGAUUUGAUUCAAUGAAUGACACUUCAUCAACUGCCGAGAGCUCGUCAGUGUUUACAAACAGCGAGUUUUCAUCACGUAGUUCCAGUCUACGCCGUGAUCCUUCGUUACCAGAGGAUGAAGAYGACGACCCUACCACAACAACAUGUAAAAACUUGAAAACUCUUCAUUUUGAUCGCUCUGGCAGCUACUCUGUUAUCAAUGCUGAAACUUCUUAUCGGCAAGAAAUGGAACGGGAGAUGAGAAAAGAAAAACUGGAUGGGUUUAAGGAAACCCGUGAUAACCCUAAAGUGAAAAAAAGAAUGUCUUCUCCMAGAUUGUUUUCAUUCUUACUUGGAAAUCGCACCAAAUCAAAAGAYCAGGCCUAGAAUUUUACAAUGGAAAUGUCUAUUUUUGUGUACAACYGAAAAUCAUUGAUUGUCAUAGUGGAUAAAUAUUUUCAUGCACAUAAUAAGUUUGUAAGAGCACUAUUUUGAUACAGUCAAUUUUCAUUUUGUUGAAGUUUUCAAUUGAUGCRCUAGGCAUUCACAUACCUUCUCAUAAAGUUGUUUAUCACCAGGUUUGCCAGUGUCCUGMUGGGUCAGGUUGUUCAAAGGUUGAUUAGGGUUAAUCCAGGGUUAACUCCAUAGGUUWUYUAAGACUAURAUAAUMAUCUUUAUUGAGGAAACUUUUUCAUUUACAAAAAAAAAUGGUUUUCAAAAAGGACCUCCUUAACCUAGGAUUAGCGCUAAUCGAUCUUUGAACAACAUGGCUCUGAGAUCUAACUUCAAGGAUUAAUAAUUAUUUUCUGCUAAGUAUUUGUUUUGAGGGGUUCAUGUUUGUAUGAUUAUUCAUUGAAUCUUUCUUCAUUGGGGAUUCAUUUCUUAUUGACUGACUGUUAAAUGGCUGGUCAGUUUUCAAUUGAUAUUUUCAACUGACAGACAGUGUGUUUUCUGGUCAACUGGACAAAAGAUAGGGCUAUUCAACAGUCAUUCCCAUUCUUGGGAACCCAUAUAUAAUCUUUCAUUGUUCGUUCYUCCUUCCCAUGACGUAUAUGCUGGCAUUCCUGGUAUUUCCAUGACAAAUUGUUAAAAAUURUAUGCGAUAAAUACCGUUCAUUUUUCAUCAUCAUAAUCUAGAAUGAAGAAAAGACAGAUUUUAUUUAAAUAAUAUUGAUAUUUUGAAGCUUGUUUGAAUUCUAAAAAGACAUUCAGCUGUUAAAAAGAUAGGUCUCCUCUGCAGCUGUUAUUGUCUUCAAAAGUGUGGGAUUCCUUUGGYGACAGACUUCCAGAAAGAGUGAGAGAUGGCUGCAGAGGAGGCCUAAAAAGAUCAAUAAUUUAAGAUGAAACAAAUUGUAUAUAUAGAGAUAUGAAUGAUGUCGUAAGAAAAGUCUAUAUUAUUAUAUAUWAUGAUCCAUUAAAACAUAACAAAUCUGUACAUUUGAUAUUUAAAUUAAUCCAGAAUCACUAAUAUAAAAUGAUUACAGUAUAUUGAUGUGCAAUUUAGUGUAAACAUUGCAAAAUAUAAAGUCCUCACUGUUGCUAGAAACUCUAAAUUUCCUUUAGUUUUGUAUACUAUAAUACUGUCACAGGGUGCUUUCCAUUUAGGGAGAACUGGCCGGCCARUCCACUCUAUUUAGAGGUAUAUAAUGCUUUUUGUCAACAUUUUUCAGUCAUUUCGAGGUUUUCUGUAGAAUAAUGGAUAGAAUUUGAAAAUUUGAAUUUCCUAACUAAAUGGGAAUGAUAUAUAAUGACAUUUUCUCUGGGUCUGGCCAGCCAGUUCUGACAAAUGGAAAGCGCACACAGUUUAGAAUGAUUCUACGUUAUUAAUAUAGUACCAAUGGAAUAUAUUAAAUGAGAUAAUAAACAUUUUUAURAAUGACA